Lactuca sativa (garden lettuce) is the source of this 1596-nucleotide messenger RNA. RefSeq names its product ankyrin repeat-containing protein BDA1. Gene Ontology annotation, cellular component: plasma membrane. The record is from RefSeq and is a predicted model, not a curated record. Gene Ontology annotation, molecular function: protein binding. NCBI's taxonomy places the organism in Eukaryota, Viridiplantae, Streptophyta, Magnoliopsida, Asterales, Asteraceae.
UUGCUUAAUAUUAGAAACACUUCGUGAGCAUACAUAAAAAACUAACACAACAAGAUUUCUCUUCGUAGACCAAUGAAUCGAAGCCUGAUUCAGGCAGCAUGGAAUGGGGAUGUCGACGAACUGCUUAAAGAAAUCGACAAAAACCCAUCUAUGCUUCAUGUCGUAGCAAUGGAGGGUAGCGAAACUCCAUUACACAUAGCUUGUUUCGCUGGACAUGUCAACUUCGCAUCGACACUCAUCAAACUAAAGCAGGAAUUUUCCAGGGAGCUUAACCAAGAUGGUUUUACACCUUUGCACAUAGCAGCUGCUUGUGGGCAUACCGAAAUUGUUAAGGAGCUUCUCAAAGUUGACAUUGGUUUGUGUUUGAUCAAAGGAAAAGACAGAAAAAUUCCUCUCCAUUUCGCUGUGGUCAAAGGUAAAGUUGAAGUUGUAAAAGAGUUGCUUUUAGCGAGCUCGGAUUCUGUGGACUUCACGACUGCGCGACUUGAGACACCCCUCCAUCUCGCAGUGAAGAACAACAAAUUCGAAGCUUUCAAAGUUUUGAUUCAACAUCUGAAGAAAGUCAACAAGGAAGAUCUUCUGAAUUCUAAGGACAUUCAGGGGAAUACAAUCUUGCACCUUGGCGUUUCAAUGAAGCAAUAUGAAGUGGUUGACUUUCUACUAAACGAACAAGCUACCAUCAAAGGGAAGAUUGAGUUGAAUUCCUUAAACAAAAGAGGUUUAACUCCUCUUGAUAUGCUAUUAAUGUUUCAAAGUGAAGCUGGUGAUCGAGAAAUUGAGGACAUUCUCAUCAAAUCCGGAGGUUUAAAGUCUGAAAACCUGCAGUCUCCAACAUAUACUCAUAUAGAAAGAUCAAAUCAUACUGACACAAGACAUGAAAAUCCUAGAUCGAAUCUUUCGGACUACUUUAAGUACAAUAAUCUAAAAGACUCUCCUAACAUGGUAAGAAAUACGCUUCUCGUGAUUGUUAUACUUAUCACCACUGCAACGUAUCAACCCGCACUUAGUCCUCCUGGAGGUGCUUGGCAAGACGAUUCUAUUCCAUCCACAAAUCAUACGAUUUCGACUAAAUCUCACAUUGCUGGAAAAGCUAUUAUGGGUACUAAAAAUCCGAUAGCAUAUAGUAUAUUUUUGUUUGCGAAUUCAGUGGGGUUCUACACUUCAGUUCACAUGAUUUACGUACUCACUGCAGCUUUCCCUUUGCAGUUGGAAUUGCGGAUUUCGAUGUUUGCAAUUAGUGUAACUUACGCUACUUGUAUGAACGAGAUUGCUCCAACUAAUUACAUAACGUUUGGUUUUAUUGGCAUUUCGAUUGCUCUCCCAUUUGCGAUACCAUGUAUCAUCAUGCUGCUUAGAAAUUAUUUGAAGAAGGGUAGAAAUGUAUUACCUGAGACAAGCCAAGAAAGGGUCUGAAUUGUAAGUGGUUUAUAUAUAGUAUCGAUUCAAUAGUUGAACUUCUCAUGUAUGUAAAAGAUAUUUGGCUCUUUUUGUCUGACUAUGGGUUAUGAACCUUACUAUUUACUUGUAUUAAGUAUAUUGUUUCACUACUACAACGUCUAAAGAAUACACAAACUAUGGGUUAUGAACCUUGGAUUA